Zea mays is the source of this 1472-nucleotide messenger RNA. RefSeq lists its product as uncharacterized. The record is from RefSeq and is marked validated. NCBI's taxonomy places the organism in Eukaryota, Viridiplantae, Streptophyta, Magnoliopsida, Poales, Poaceae. The transcript is spliced from 10 exons. The coding region runs from base 278 to 1294 and encodes 338 amino acids.
ACGAAACUGACGCGAGGGCCCAGCUCACGGACCUGUCCUGUGUCCUCCGCAGCACAGCACGACCCCAUCGGCGUCACCCCGGCGACUUCUGCGUCCUCUGCCCUCCACGCUCCCCCGCUCUGCCAGGCUUCCCAGAAGAUUUGGUUGAUUUCCCCCCAAUCCAGUGAUUCCAUCCCUGUUCUCCACUUCCACCGGAACCUCCCAGAGACUUCCAGAAGGCUCUAGCGACCCCCGCCGCUUUAGAGCUACCCGCGGCGAGAUUCAGGAGCUGCCUGCCAUGGUGAAGGACAGCGCCUACUACGAUGUCCUGGGGCUCAGCGUCGACGCGUCCCCCGCCGAGAUCAAGAAGGCGUAUUACAUUAAGGCGAAGCUGGUGCAUCCGGACAAGAAUCCCGGGAACCCUGACGCGGCACUCAAGUUCCAGGAACUUGGAGAGGCUUAUCAAGUCCUAAGUGAUCCUGGGAAAAAGGAGGCGUAUGAUAAUUAUGGAAAGGAGGGUAUUCCCCAGGAUAACAUGGUGGAUCCUGCUGCUGUCUUUGGGAUGCUUUUUGGAAGUGACUAUUUUGAAGAUUACGUUGGCCAGCUUGCUCUAGCAUCUAUAGCUUCAGUGGAGGUUGAGGAAAACUCAAAUAGUCAAGAGGCAAGAGCAAAAGUUCAAGAAAAGAUAAAAGAAUUACAAAGAGAAAGAGAACAAAAGCUUACUCAGAGUCUGAAGGACCGACUUCAAUCAUAUGUAGAUGGGAGAAAUGAUGAAUUUGUGAGCUAUGCAAGCGCAGAAGCUAGGCGUUUAUCCGAAGCAGCAUUUGGCGAGGCUAUGCUUCACACCAUUGGUUAUAUUUAUGUCCGGCAAGCAGCAAGAGAACUCGGGAAAAGUAGAAUUUACAUGGGUGUACCUUUUAUAGCUGAAUGGGUUAGAGACAAAGGACACCACAUUAAAUCACAGGUUAAUGCUGCUUCAGGUGCUAUUUCUCUAAUACAACUUCAAGAAGGGAUGAAAAAGAUGGAGGGGAGUGAGGACAGCGAGGAGCAACUUAUGAAGAGUUUUGAGGAGAAAAAAGAUGCCAUGCUCAGCUCGCUUUGGAAAAUCAAUGUGGUUGAUAUCGAGUCCACGCUCUCACGUGUCUGCCAAGCAGUUCUGAGAGAUAGCAUGGUCUCCAAAGAUGUCCUGAAGCUGCGAGCCAAAGCGUUGAAAAAGCUCGGAACGAUAUUCCAAGGCGCAGAGUCUAUGUACCGUCGUGAAAACAGCCUGCGCGUUGAAACGAGCACAGACCAACAAGCCGCUUCGUCACACUGAAGCCACCUGUGGACCACCGUGUAGGAAUGGAUUUGGUGUUUUGUGUGUGUGUGUGGCUUUCUUCUUUGUUUGUAAUUGUGUAUGCUAUAUUAAUUUUCUUGUAGAAGAUGUGAAACAUUUAACACAAAGAUUUUAACUGCUAUUGAUGCAGAAAUAUAACCUGCAGCUGCCUUUUUUC